Molecule: messenger RNA, 2362 nt
Organism: Nicotiana attenuata
Lineage: Eukaryota; Viridiplantae; Streptophyta; Magnoliopsida; Solanales; Solanaceae
Product: protein CHUP1, chloroplastic-like
Exons: 5
Coding region: 195-2060 (621 amino acids)
Biological process (GO): chloroplast organization
Cellular component (GO): chloroplast outer membrane
Source: RefSeq, a predicted model, not a curated record
GUUGGUUCCAUGUUUCUACUAAUCAUAAAAAAACAGCAAAAUAGAAUAUUAGUAAUUGAAAGUUGUCCAUCUCGUUGCGUGUGCUUGAGUCAGACAAACAUAAACUGGUUUUUUAGAUGGAUGAUGACGAAGAGGGAGAUUUUCUGUACAGAGUUGAAGAGAUGAUUGACUUUUGCAGUUACUGCUAACAAAGGAUGAUGAGAGACAAGAGGGAUAUAAGGCCUGUAAUCUUGAAAUUUGGGGUUGCUUUAGCACUCUCACUUGGUGGAAUUAUCUUUACUUUUUUUAGGAACAAAAGAAUCAAGCCCUCCAAUUCUUCUCCAUCACCCAGUUCAGGUGGUACAAAAGGUGAGCUCAAAAAUGAUGAUCAGAAGACUCCUGCGUCGAGCAAUUCAUUUUUCGAUGUGCCCGAGAGAGAUGAGGACUUCUCCAUACCAAAACGCAUUAUUGAGAGUUCUAUAAGUGUUCCAUCUACAAGUUGCAAGUCUGAUGGAGAUAGAGAUGGGUUUCUUCUGCCCGAGUUCAAUGAAAUUGUGAAGGAAUUUAGUUUAUCUUCAAAGGCUAAUUUUUCUCCAAAGAAGGAUGUUGAAACACCACAGCAGGACGCAGAUUCACCCAGAGAACAUAAAAUUGUUGCGGAUAACCAUGAGCAAGAGAUUAAGAACCUUAAGAAUAUUGUUAAAACUCUUAAAGAAAGGGAGAGGACUCUUGAGAUCCAACUGCUUGAGUAUUAUGGCCUCAAGGAGCAAGAAUCUGCUGUCAUGGAGCUUCAAAAUCGGCUUAAAAUAAACAAUAUGGAGGCUAAGCUUUUGGGUCUUAAAGUCGAGUCCUUGAAGGCAGAGAAGACGAGGUUAGAGGCUCAAGUGGCUGACUAUGCUAAGGUUGUGUCAGAGCUUGAAGCUGCAAAAUUGAAGAUAAAGCAGCUGAAAAAGAAACUCAGGUUGGAAGCUGAUCAAAAUAAGGAACAGAUUUUAUCCCUUAAAGAAAGAGUUUUGAAGUUGCGAGAUGAAAAGAAUCCUGUUGAAGCUGAAUCAGAUGUUCAGUUAAAGCCCGAAAAAUUGAAGGACUGGGAGAGCGAGGCUGAUGAGUUGAGGAAAUUUAACCACAGCUUAAUAGUAGAAAACUCGACGCUGGCUGAGAGACUGGAAUCUGUUCAGAUCCUUGCCACUUCUGUUCUGGGAGAUGAUGAAACAGAAGCAUUGGAAGAAGAAAAGCUACGACUGAGAAAGCAAAAUGAAGACUUAGUAAAGGAACUUGAGCAGCUUCAAGCAGACCGCUGCAAUGAUGCCGAGGAACUAGUCUAUCUUCGAUGGGUAAAUGCUUGCUUGCGGUAUGAGCUGAGGAACUAUCAGCCCAUCCCGGGUAAAACAACUGCAAGGGACCUCAGUAAAACAUUAAGCCCCAAAUCUGAGAAGAAAGCCAAGCAACUAAUUCUUGAAUAUGCAAAUAAAGAAGGCCAAGGGGAUAAGGGGAUCCAUGUUUCAGAUAUUGAUUCUGAUUGGUUAUCCUCUCAAGCAUCCUAUCUUUCGGACUCUGGUGAGUUUGAUGAUACUUCUGUUGAUAAUUCUUCAGCCCAUAAAACUGACGCUUCAAACAAAAGCAAAGUCUUUGGUAAGCUUAUGAGAUUAGUACGGGGAAAGGACCAUCAUCAUGGUCAGAGUUCUCCGGAAAUGGUUCACAGUACAGAAAGACGCCCUAGUUAUUCUUCGGGGUACAACUCAGAUACGGCUGCUAUAGAUGCUGGAGCUGUUAGGCUCCGCAGCAGAUCAAGAAUCUCAUCUCAGGGUUCAUCCAAACAGUUUAUGGAUUUCAAUCCAGUAUCUCAAGGUUCAAGGAACGUUAAGGGAGAACGCAACAACUAUUUGACAGGUGUUAGGAGAUAUAGCGAUUCAUUGGAUUAUAUCUCGAAACAUCUUGCUGAUUCACCUCGAGAUAAAAGAAAUAACCAUGACCCAGAAAAUGUCCAGAAAUCUGAGCUGUUGAAAUAUGCAGAAGUUUUGCAAGGGUCUCGUUCUAAAACACCAUUUCGUAAGAGAUCAGCGUCAGUUAGUUUCUUCUAACUUUUGUAAAUAUAAAAGACUAUACCAGUGUGCGCAACAUGUUUCUUGCUUCUUUCAUUUUUCUGUUUCCUCAAAAUUAUUGCCCCUCUUCAGGGAUAGAGAUAGCAUAGGUUCAGUGGUGGGGAAUCCCUUUAUAAUGGGAAUAAACUUACUGCAACAUGAUUAUUUCAGUUGUUAGUGUAUGUAGUCCUAUUUCCCAGUGUAACAUAAAAACUAGUGCAUCUUCUUACAUGGAAGUUAUAAUGAGGAAAUUUUGAUUAGCAAAAGGAAACAGAGAAAAGACAAUACUUGUGUUGUGUGUA